AUGACUUACAGUAGUAGAAGGAAAGAAGUACAUAAUGGAACAAAUGAUAUAAUCAGUGGCCUGCGAAUAAACGUAGUAGACUCUAUCCUAGGGUCCAUGCCAAUGCGAGCUGCAGCAAGAACUAGCAUAUUGUCCAGAAAGUGGAGGAAUGGUAUAAAGGAACUCACAAUUGAUAUUGAAGAUGGUAUUACAUAUCAACUUCCUUCUUAUAUUUCCUAUUGUGAAGAACUGAGACGUUUGACGCUCUGUAACUGUGUCUUCAAGCCGCAACAUCUUUCUGGAGGCUUUCGUAAUCUCUUUAGUCUCUAUCUGAAGAAAAUCUCAUUUACAGAGAAUUUGCUUGAAACUCUUGUUUUUAUUGCCCUGUUGCUCGAGUGUUUGAUGUUUGCAAAAUGCAAUGGUAUUCACCAUUUUAAGGUCGAUGUUCCGAAACUCAAAGCUCUGCAUGUCUCAGGCAGCUAUGGAGUUGAAUUGAUAUGUUUUAGAAACAUAUCAAACCUUGAAGAUGUGAGAAUUAUAAUGGGCAAAGAAGUUAAAAGUAUGGGGCAGGAUAAAAGCAUCAGUUUGAUUAACUUUUUGGUUGAUCUGUCUAGAGUUCUGAAUGUUAAAUUUGACGGCAUUGCCCUUAAGGAUGUUGCAACCACUGACGAUGCACUCCAACCAGCUUUGAACUAUCUGGAAGCAUCAGACUCCACGGACCUGACCCUGAAUGAACUUCAGUAUUAA
Molecule: messenger RNA, 726 nt
Organism: Cornus florida
Lineage: Eukaryota; Viridiplantae; Streptophyta; Magnoliopsida; Cornales; Cornaceae
Exons: 3
Coding region: 1-726 (241 amino acids)
Source: RefSeq, a predicted model, not a curated record